CUAGUUUAAAGGCUCUCAUUUGUAAGUCUUCUAGUCUUUCCACUGUGUAGUGCCUUAUUUUUAAUUAUUCAUCUGACAUCUUAGAAGAUAACUUUACCUCAUUUUUUCAUGAUAAAAAGUUGACAUUGGUCCUACACUUCUUUUUUUUAAGUGGUCCCGGUAUCCAACCUUAUUUUAAUAUUAAAUUGAUAUUUGCGCCUUUUUGCAUUAACAUGUGGCAACUCCCCUUAUGAAUCAAGUCGCUAAUUUUGUUUAUACCUAUUGGGAAAUGUGUGCACCAACACGGAGUUCCAGUCUCAUUAUUGGUUGAAUUUCGGCUCAAUCUUUGCUUUAAAAAGCUGUUUGGUAAACGCUGUCCUUGAUUUGCCUGGAGAAUAAAUAAUCUUGGCUGCAUCUGUUCAAUAUCGCUGUAUGUGAUCUUAGUUUUACGCAAAGCAACCUUACUUUCUCGUUGUGUCGUAGAAAGAUUAUACAAUAAUCAUGUUGACGCAGUAACAGUUGUAUGUUCAUACUCAUUACCGUUUUCUUUAGUGAAUAUUCGGGUUGUUUAUCAUGACUAACCCACCUUAUUCCAAGCUGGUCUUCUACACGUAAUGUAGCUCCACUAAUAUAUGUAACGAGUUAAAUAACGCCAUAUAAUAUUUAAAAACUUAACAUCCCUUGGUAACAUUUUCACUGGGAUAAAUUUAUCAGAUACCAUAUUCAAUAUAAAUUAACAGUAUUCCAAAGGGAAUCUCGGAUAUUAGUCAACUUCUGCAUGAACCCAAUGUCAAAGCUCAUAUAGUUAUGUCAAGAAUGCCAGUAAAAAUCUGUAUAGACUUUAGUUGUAUACAGAUAAAGUGUUCAGUUACUUUGUUUCCAUAUGGUUUUAAUUCCAUGGCUAAAAGUUUGGUGAGUUUUGUCCUCGAUCAUCACUUCUAAUGUUUUCAGCUAAACCUGAUUAUCUCUAGUAGGCGUCUGCACAAGUAUAGAAGUGUAAACGUAUGUAUAUACACAACGUACUUAAUCGUAGACUUCGUGCAGUGUGAGCACUAGAAUAAAAUAUGUUAUAUCGUGGAAUGUCUGAGAGUUCACUCGGAUAUGUGUAAAUUUAUUCGUGACAUGUUUAAUUGUAUUACCAUGCUCUAAUUUACUCGGUGACAGAGAAAUUAAUAACUCAGUAACACCAAGAUUGUUGCUUUCUAUUGUAUGUUGAUUUAUGGUAUGUACGUAAUUUUUCCGUAUUUGUUGGGUGUAGUGUUGUCAUGCAGAAGCAUAUUAACUUGCAAUACAUAGUUAUUCUUGUAUGUGUAGUUUUGGGGAAAAAAUCUCAUGAAAUUCCGUGUGAUAUGACUGUUUUUGUGAUAACGUAUUCAUUUUAAGUUAUCAGCACAGCCGAAAAGCCUUGAUAACUUAAUGGAUAUUCUUAUGUUAACUGUAUUCGUCAUGCUAGAUUUUUUUGCUUAAUCGGGCAUUUGAGGUUUGGUUCCAGCUUGUUCCGUUAACUUACUUUUGUUCUCUCCGAUCAAUACGUAAUAUAUGUGUGGAUUGUAAAUGGGCUAUUCGAAACAUUAGGCUAGAGAAGACUAGAUCUACGACUGAUGUCACUUCGUUAGUUUGUCAGUAACUUUAAGUGCUCAAUUCACAACUCCACAUUUACUUCAACAUUGAUUUUAAGGUCGGGUUUUGAAUUGCAGAUAUAAAAUAAUUAUCACAUAUUAGUAGUUAUAAUUCAAAAAAUAUUCAUGCAAAACCAUGAAAAAGUAGGACUACGAAAUAUAAAUGAUUAUACAAAGAGAAAUGGAUCACAUCGUAAACGAAAUAGACGCUAUCACAGAAGGAAUGAAAAAGUUAGUCAUUAACUUCUCAGAAUGUAGAUGGGGAUAACUGUGGCUGCAUUCAAGUGAGUUUCAUUGCUGUACUCUAUAUUUUCGUUAUUUAUUGUGAUUUUUUUGUGAAUAUAAACCAGGCGCUCUAAGGGCCCUUAUAUUAAUCACCUUAAUCGUCCAAGAUCUUAGGGAUGAAAAGUUCUAUUCUACACUUUUACAUUAAAUAAUCUCAAAUAACUGCCUCAUGCGACUCAUUUUUUAGGUAGAAAUGGGUAAACCUAGUGGUCCUGCUCCACAGGUGAAUGGAAUUUCACCGAAUGAAGGGACCCCUGGGACAAAACUUACCAUCCGGGGGGAAAAUUUGGGAAAUACUGCAAGUGAUCUGCUACACGUAUUUAUUGGUGGGAUAGACGUUGGAAGGAGUGCUCAAUGGUUCUCUCACAAAAAGAUUACAGCCAUAACACCAUUAGGAGAAGGUGAACUCGAAAUAGUUGUGGUCACUGAUAGUGGGGGUUUUGGAACUGCUGCCGUGACUUAUCAGCAAAACUGUCUCCGGGUGGUUGGUCCACAAACCGUUGUAACCUACUGGCCAGAAGAUGACCGUCGUGUUGCUGCUACCAGUGCAAAUACGUCUAGCGGAUAUUCAGGAUCUACCGUGGCUGUUGGAUGUGUUCUUGGUGCAGAGCUUGACCACUCUACUGGCCUUCCAAUUUCUGAGUUAAGUCGGAUUAGCAUGCCACUAUCAGAAUCCGCUUUAAGAGAAAUAUAUUCACGUAAGUACAUUCUAGUGGUUCUAGUAUAGAGUCACACCUGUAAUUUUAGAGUAGUUGUAGCAUGAAUACUAAGGUAGCAAAGUUUUAUUUUCUCCCAAAACAGUUGUCACGUAAAUUCACUUAUGUGUCUAGCCCAAUGUUAAACACUAAUAUUUCACUACCUAUCUCAAUACCAUUUGUAUUUGCUGAAGUAUUUAUUUGACAAAACCUCAUUUACGAAAGACUUUGCAUGGAGUAAAAAUUGGCACAAGCUAUUGUGGCUAGAGGAAGUCUUGCACCUUAUAUACUUAUAAAAAGAAAAAAAUAAAGUCCAGGUUCUGUACACCUAGCGGAUAAAGAUUUCGAUCCAGUUAUGUUCUUACUGAAAUUUUAUAAAAAUUCAAAUUACAAUGACCUGUUGAUCACUGUUAAGAAUUUCCGACAAAGUAUGGGUCAAGAAGGUCCAAGUGAACCUGUAAAUGUUAUUCGGACAAAUUUGGUGUUGAUUUUUCGAUGUCUGGAUGGAAUGGACUCUUUGCGCUACAAAUUGGAGAGUGAGAAGAAAUCUGGUGAUGCAUACAGUGGCAAUGAUACACAGUUGGAGUCAAUCCUUUACGAUUCGCGUACACUUGGUUAUCGAUUGUUUGAAGAUGUUCUAAAGCGUAGAGAAAGAGGAGAUUCAAUUAGAAAUGCUAUAUCAGUUAUGCAGCGCUAUCAAUUCUUGUUUAAUUUACCGCAUGCUAUUCGCACGAAUAUAUCCAAGGGUGAUUACAACUUGGUGUUAAAUGAUUAUCUACGCGCGAAAUCACUGUUCUCUAAUUCGGAUGCAGAAGUUCUACGCCGCAUUUAUGGAGAUGUAGAAACUGUAGUAGCUAAUUUCUCUAUCAUGCUACGUAAUCAGUUAACUUCAAUGCCGAUAGACAGUGAUGAUGCAAGGCACAAAAUAAGUUAUCUAACUCAAUUAGAGGUGGAUUAUGAUCCAGGAUGGUUGUGUUUAACAUGUUUCAAAGACUGGCUGAUCGACCAAUUGCGCAAUUAUCAACGUUUAUCAAGCCAAGGCAUAGGUGAUGGAAAUUCAGCGAAUAGUGGUUCUCAUCUUAUCGGUAAUCUUUUAUCAAUUGAUAAUCGAUCCUCUGUAAUGAAUCCUGAAUCAUCGAUAUUAUUCGCUGAAGAGUUUUACGGUGUUCCUCGAAUGGUGGGUAUGGUUAAGUCAGUGUGUCGCCUGCUCACUACUCAUGUCACACAGUUUUGGCGUCUGGGUGCUGCGUAUACGUCUGGGCAGUUGAAUUACAGUAAUCAAGCUCCUGGAAAUACUAAAGUUUAUGAUAAACUCGGUCAAUCGUCCACAAAUGAUCCUAAAGCAGCUUGGAUACAAAUUAACUUGGAGCUGGUUCAUGCUAUUUCCAAUCACAUGCGUGAUAGUGUUCUUGAAGCAUUCAGUAGUACAACAAAUGAAACAGCAUUAACAGAUUACUUAUUAGAAUGUAUACGAGAAUACAGGCAAUGCUGUAGUUCAUUACCACUGACAGAGAUGCCGUCUGAUAUCAUUGAUAUAUUUGCUAAACUAGCCUAUGAUCUACGCAAGCUUGCAGUUCGUGGGAUAUUUCUGCGUGCUCAACUGACCAUUGAAACAUUGCAAAUUAAAGAAAGAUGGGAUGUUGACAUAAGUGAUGCUGAUGGAGGAAUCACAAAGCUUCCUUUGCUGUACGAGGACAUUAUUGCAGACUCAUUGAUACUUUGUGAAGAACAAGUAUUUCCUAAGACAUCGAUGGAGAAACCACUUUUCGAUGCUGGUGAACUUCAAGAACGUUUUCCUGAAUGGUGUGGGAUUGGAAUGCUCAGUUUCAUCUCAGUAUCACAACGUUUAGCUGAUCAAGUAGAGCAUACUGUUAAACGAUCUCGUGAACAGGAUGAAUCCUCAGAAUAUCAUCAAAACUGGUUAAAUCCACGUUCACCGAAUUUUCGACAUUCUGGACAAAACAACAUUAUCUCACAGGCCAGAGGAUUACUGCUUAUAUUAAACAAUAUUGAAUGGGUUGCGUGUCAUGCAAAUUAUCGUCUACUUAAUCUGUACAAGUCAUUGGGUUACGUUUCAGUUGGUCGAUUGCAAACCACUCUGAAUGAGGCCUGGGAAAAAGGCCGAAAAGAUAUAUGCUCAAGAUAUGUAAAACUUCGAAGUGAAUGGCUAUGCUUACCUCUUGAAUCUUAUUUACCUGAUGACUUACCAUCGCAGAAAAGAAUGGUUACUAAGAGGACCGAGGAUAUAAAUGCAAUAACUGGCCUUCAAAAUUCUUUACAAGAAGUCCUAGCAAAUUUAUCGCAUAUCUAUUCUGAGUUAAUUUUACUCAUGGGACUGAAAUCGAUUAAGUCUUUCCGAAAUAAUUCUUUGCCUGGUAAUAAUGAUAAACCAACUUGUUCAGUUGAUGUUCAGGAAAUUUUACAUCAAAUCAUCUAUUAUCUCAUAAAGAAUUUACACGGUCGUCUAAUUGAAAAAAAUAUAACUGACUGGUCGAAAUUAGCUCAAUUACAAUUAACACUUGAUUUGAAUACAAUGAAGACAAUUAUACCAAAUCAAUUAUUUACAAAAGAAUCAAACGAACUGUUAAAGGAAAUAUGCAGUCGUUUCAGUAUUGAAAUAUCUCCAGCGUUGGAUCAUUUAACCUUAGAAGAAUCAGAACAUUUAUCCAAAUUACUUGAAAGAGAGAAAAUACGAAUGCGUCUGCUUAUCAGCGGUCUAUCUACGCUUCAGCCACAAGUAGCCUGUCGUUAAAGCUUCAUUCGUGUACACGCGCUACACUUCAUGAUUUUAAUUUUUCUUUUCUCAUGUACUUCCCCCAGAAUUUGCUUACUAUCAUCAGUUCUGUGAUUGUUUCUGUGCAAUUCGCUUGACUUAUUUUCCUUUUUUUUAAUUUUAUACGCAAUUCUGUUUAAUAUAAAUUAAAUACAACUUAUCAAAGAUAUUAAU
Messenger RNA from Trichobilharzia szidati, 5525 nucleotides. Lineage: Eukaryota; Metazoa; Platyhelminthes; Trematoda; Strigeidida; Schistosomatidae. The record is from the annotation of a GenBank genome assembly.